UAUCAAAUCUGCAAGUCGUCGCUAUUUGAACUUGUAUCUGCAUUAACUGCAAUUUUUGAGAUAUGUGGACCCUACUUGGUGGAGAGCUACGAGCACUGAGACAACCAGAAGACAUCGCGGCAGUUUACUUCCUUUGCCUUUGGCUUCUCAUGAUUGUGCACUACUACAUGCACUACUACUUUGGUGAACCAACGUUCAGAAGAAUGCUGGAUUUAGGGGAUGGUCAACAGUUUGACGUCAUGUUCCAAAUGAAUUAAUAAUGAUUUCAUAAUAAAUCAUUCCGAAG
Molecule: messenger RNA, 286 nt
Organism: Acanthoscelides obtectus
Lineage: Eukaryota; Metazoa; Arthropoda; Insecta; Coleoptera; Chrysomelidae
Source: the annotation of a GenBank genome assembly